UUCAUCAUUUUUUAAAAACCGAACAACAAAACAUGUUGUUUUUAUCGUAAAAACGAGUCCUUUCGUUAAAACACUCGUAUAUGGGCAUACGUAUAUACAGAAUCUCGUAAUGCGUUAUCUUAAAUAUAUCUUAAAAUAUGAUCCUCUAUAACAAAUCGACCCCAGUGAAGAUGGGAGUGGCAAGACACACCCUAGUAAGGCUAUAUAAUACCCUAUCGAACAUCCCAGUACGUAAAAGUCCACUAACAACUUCUUCUUCAGUCACGUUAAAAUACAUCGCAGAAAAAGCUUCGUUCGUUGGAUUUUUUCAAGAAAGUUACCACUUUCUUACUUCGUUCGUUUAGUUUUUCAUUUGUUCUUUGAAAUACUUGACAAGAGAAUAAAUUUCAAAAGCAAAACUAUGGGGAAUAAGGUAGCCACGUUCUCCGAAGACCAAUUGGAAGAUUAUCAAGAUUGUACAUUUUUUACGCGCAAAGAAAUUUUAAGGAUAUUUAAACGUUUCCGAGAGAUGGGUGAUCCUGGAAUGGUCCCACGUACGAUGACGUCACAGGAAGCAUCAACUUUACGCUUACCACUGUCUUGUCUUGCGCGUAUUCCCGAACUCAAGGAAAAUCCAUUUAGAGAACGAAUUUCUGAAGUGUUCACAAAAAGUAAUAGAAGGCAACAAUCAGAAGACACCGAAGGUAUUUGUUUCGAAGAUUUCCUCGAGAUGAUGUCUGUCUUCUCGGAGCAGGCACCGCGGGAUCUGAAGGUCUUUUACGCCUUUAAGAUUUACGAUUUCGACGAGGAUGGUGUGCUGGGUGUCGGUGAUUUAGAACGCACCUGUCGACAACUUGUUCAAAGUGGUCUAACUAGCGAAGAAGUAGACACUGUGUGUCAAAAAGUUUUAGAGGAAAGUGACAUUGAUGGCGAUGGUGCUCUCUCUUAUCUUGAUUUUGAACACGUAGUGACUAGAGCACCAGAUUUCAUCUCGACAUUUCAUAUAAGAAUAUAAAUCUUAUCUCGUUUGAUCAAGGAAGAAAAAAACACAAGAAGAAGAAGAAAUAAAAGUAGUUCGAGUUAAGGAAACUGAUUAAA
This is a messenger RNA of Polistes canadensis, 1077 nucleotides long. Its product is annotated as calcium and integrin-binding family member 3-like. Bases 401 to 994 code for a protein of 197 amino acids. The transcript is spliced from 4 exons. The record is from RefSeq and is a predicted model, not a curated record. Lineage: Eukaryota; Metazoa; Arthropoda; Insecta; Hymenoptera; Vespidae. Gene Ontology annotation, molecular function: calcium ion binding.